CUCUCCACCUCACCCGAGAGAGAGAGAGAGAAAGGGAAAGGGAGAGAGAAGCGCAGCUUUGCAGAGACGCAAACAGAUUGGAGCCGCAGAGACAGAUUGUCUGUUGACACGGAUUACUGAAACCCUGCAUGAUGCGUGAAUACAAGUUGGUAGUUCUUGGCUCAGGUGGUGUUGGAAAGUCUGCUCUGACCGUACAGUUUGUUCAAGGAAUAUUUGUUGAAAAAUAUGACCCUACAAUAGAGGACUCGUACAGGAAGCAAGUUGAAGUAGAUGGACAGCAGUGUAUGCUUGAAAUCCUCGACACAGCUGGAACGGAACAAUUCACAGCGAUGAGAGACCUAUACAUGAAAAACGGUCAGGGCUUUGCGCUAGUAUAUUCCAUAACAGCGCAGUCCACAUUUAAUGACCUACAGGAUUUGAGAGAACAGAUUCUCAGAGUAAAAGACACUGAUGACGUGCCAAUGAUCUUGGUUGGCAACAAGUGUGAUCUGGAAGAUGAGCGGGUGGUCGGGAAGGAGCAGGGCCAGAACCUGGCAAGACAGUGGAACAGCUGUGCCUUCCUAGAGUCCUCGGCAAAGUCAAAGAUUAAUGUGAAUGAGAUCUUCUAUGACCUGGUUCGGCAGAUCAACAGGAAAACUCCAGUACCAGGGAAAGCACGCAAAAAGUCAACAUGUCAGCUGCUUUAAUAUACAGAUGUGCUGUAGCUCUGAGCCAGGUCUGAUAAACUGUUGUCUGUUCAACAGUGCCAGCAUUCCAACCUUACUAAACCCAACAUCAAAUGGACUUUCCUGUGGUGAUGCCCUUUAACAAAUGGAUAAAAGCUACUACGUCAGUUUUUGCACAUAGAUAACUGUAAUCACUCUCCAGUAUCGCAAGAGAUUUUUACUUGUAUAUAAAUAUAUUCUAACUGUAUGCAACUGAAAAAAGAUAGAGCCUACACCCAGUGUUAUUACUGAUGGAGACACUCCCUUUUACCAAUGUUGUAAAUGUAAGAAACUGAUUUAUAACAUGCUGAACACUGUGCCCAGUUUUCUGCCAGAGGUAUUAUGAUGUAAUAUUGAGAAGCACCACUAUUUUAGCAAAAUAAAAGUGAAAGUCCAAAGAGCUCCUAUUCAGACAAUUUCAUACAUACAGAUAACUUUGUUCCUUUUUGUAUUUGUAGCGCUCUCUCUUUCUCUCUCUCUCUCUCUCUCUCUCUCUCUCUCUCUCAUAUU
Polyodon spathula (Mississippi paddlefish) is the source of this 1214-nucleotide messenger RNA. RefSeq names its product ras-related protein Rap-1b. NCBI's taxonomy places the organism in Eukaryota, Metazoa, Chordata, Actinopteri, Acipenseriformes, Polyodontidae. The coding region runs from base 129 to 686 and encodes 185 amino acids. Gene Ontology annotation, biological process: negative regulation of synaptic vesicle exocytosis; Rap protein signal transduction; cellular response to cAMP. The transcript has 8 exons. Gene Ontology annotation, molecular function: GTP binding; GTPase activity; GDP binding. The record is from RefSeq and is a predicted model, not a curated record. Gene Ontology annotation, cellular component: plasma membrane.